CCAUCAACAACCGCCGAGCCGGUCCCAAGGUACGAGGGAAGGGCAAGUAGCUCCAAACUGCGGACUGGGAUGCAUUACGCUGAGCAGGCGAGCGUUUUUCCAUGGGAAUCAUGACUUCGGCCUUCAGCUGGAUUUCUUACCAUGGCGGCGGAGAGGGAGGUGAGAGUGACGAUUCGGAGGGGGAGAAUCAGGAGCUUGCACAGAUUGACAGAGAGAGACGGCGGAACUGCGCUCUCAUUCCUCUGGCCACCAGCCAGCAGCACAACCAGGGUCCUCUCUCCCCGGCCCGUUUACGUCGCCUCCGCCUCCUACUAGACGCCAACCUGGACCGGCACUCGUCGGAGGAAGAGCUGGAGCGAAUCAGCUGCGGCGACGGCAGGAAGUGGGCGUCGGCGCUUCACCAUUGCCAUAGCGACCACCACAGCAGCGCCUCUAGUGACGAGGAGGUGCGCGACCUGUGUGGCUGCGGGUCACCGGUGGCCGCCGCUGCCUCCGCCGCCGCCGUCGCCAGGCCGUUGGUUGAGUCCGGGGCUUGUCUGGCAGCCUCCCCCAGCCCCGUGCUCUUUAGCUCAAGUCCACCGCGCAGCCUCAAACCGCCGCCAAUGCGGUUUCAGCUCCAGGUGGUGCAGCCCGUGGUGCGCCCCAUAAUUUUGACCCACUUCGACCAGUCGGCGUCCCCUUACCGAAAGUAUCGACACAGCUAUGCUGGGGAGCCGCGGAGGCCUAGCCUUGACCUGGAGAAAAUGCAACAGAAAAUGCUGCUGAAAAAGAACUGCGGGGGGAAAACACGGACUAUAAAGAUUCGGAAUUUGGCCGGCGCUCGUCCUCCACCCAGGUUCACCUACGACCCCUCCAUCUUCGCCUUCCGUUCCUUGAGCACAACUCCGGCAUGCAGACCGCUGACCCCGUCCGAGGAUCCUCCCUGCGUGUGACGGGACCCACUGCCAGAGACCUUUCUUUUUUCUUUCUUUCUUUCGUUUUUUUUUUAAUUUUUAUUUUUUAUUAGUGUUUGUGCUCUUAAGACCGCUGCAGCGAGACCGGCCGUCACGAGUCAAGACAACUCGACAACGUCCGAACCGUCAAUCUGUUGCACACUCAGGUAGCUCCCGUCGCCGCUGUCCCCGUUCGUCCCUCUUCCAACGAGAACCUUCUCCAGACUCAAACGGCCCUAAACUGCAUCAUCAGGACACUUCAGGUAUCGUCGUCCGUUAACACGUCCCACGGCUGGAGAGGGGGGAACAAGCGCGGUACUGAAGGACACGGCAGCCGUGUCUGGAAGCGGACGACCUAGCAGCCGGGGGUUCGGGGCCGGACGCUGUGCGAGGGGCGGGGCCUGUCAAUUCAGACAAUCAGAAGCUCCCAAGAUGGCGCCCGGUGGCGCGAGCCUUCUCCUUAAGCGAGGCUCUCUCUCUCUCUCGGUAACUCGCCACGCUAAACGGAAAGACCCCGCCUGCCUCAAGACCUACGUUGUUGAAUGUGUCGUUUGAAUAUGCGGGUCUGUUACGUACGACUGUAGUCGCGUAGUCAGUCUUGGAUGCAGCGCUGGUGAAAUUUGGCGCUCGUAGUCAAGGUCGAUUUGAAGUAGUUGCGCCCUCUCUCUCUCUCUCUCUCUCUCUCUCUCGCCGCGUGCAGCGUGUUUCGCAGAAAAAGGGGAGGCGCGUCAGAGUGAGCGUGACGCGUGAGACUAGACCGCUGCGCGCGCAUAUGGCGAGUCCGACCGGUGCUCGGUCUUACAUAGGCUGCGUAGUGCGCCGUUCUUCUUCCGGUGUUGUACCUAGUUUCCUUGUAGGUAGAAGAAAACUAGGCGUUUUCCAAAAAAAAACACAAAAACAAAAACAAAAAAAAGUAAACUACUAAUAACACACGUUAGCCCCUAGCUAAUGGGUCUGACCCUUUAGCCGAGCGGUUAGCGACGUCGCCUUGUGGUGCAGUACACCCCGUAUCGAAUCCCGCACCGGGCAAGAAAAUAACCGGUUACAAAAACAAAAAAGUCUCCCUAUUGCCUUUAAAUGAUUUUGAGAUGACGUUGCCGUUGCGUCAGAUGUCAACCUGAGGUAAGACUAGGCUCUUGGGAAACGGACAUAAACAAGUAGAGAGGACGGACACCGAGAGAGCACGACCAUGCUGAAAUAACACGACGCCGCGCUUGUGCUCAUGAAUGUAUUCCUUGUCGGUUGUGUUGAUCAAACACAAUGUCGCCACUGUAACCAAGGCUGGCUGGAGUGACUGUAACAUUGUGACACGUCUUUGUCUCUUGUUGCAUAAAAUGAACUAAUAAAUGGCCGGUGUCCUCUU
Lampris incognitus (smalleye Pacific opah) is the source of this 2295-nucleotide messenger RNA. RefSeq lists its product as uncharacterized. The transcript is spliced from 5 exons. The record is from RefSeq and is a predicted model, not a curated record. Lineage: Eukaryota; Metazoa; Chordata; Actinopteri; Lampriformes; Lampridae. Bases 102 to 932 code for a protein of 276 amino acids.